Molecule: messenger RNA, 418 nt
Organism: Cladocopium goreaui
Lineage: Eukaryota; Dinophyceae; Suessiales; Symbiodiniaceae
Source: the annotation of a GenBank genome assembly
AGUAUCGGGAUCAAGCUAACAAGCUGACGGUGCUUAGACAGCACAGCCAUGAUUAUCCCGAUCCGCUGCUACUCAUGUGGCAAGCUGAUUGGCAACAGGUGGGAGAAGUACUUGCAGAUGCUGCUGAGAAAAGCUGAAGAACAGGAGAAGGAAGACAGAGAACAUCCGGAGGACAAGACAAAGCCAAAGCCAGCACCCGAAAAGGAGGUUCUGGAUGAGCUUGGCUUCACUAGGUAUUGCUGCCGCCGAAUGAUGUUGACGCACGUGGAUUUGAUUGAGAAGGUCAUGAAUUACAACAUUUACGAAAAGCGCGGGUUUCAAGCGCAAAUGGAGGAUGAUGAGGAUGACGCAGCGAUGAGUGAUGCCGCAUGAUGCCGACCGGUCCCAAAUGUGGAGGUCACGGACAGAAAGGCCGCAC